Syngnathus acus (greater pipefish) is the source of this 1684-nucleotide messenger RNA. It is a transcript of the gene card19, whose product is annotated as caspase recruitment domain family, member 19. The record is from RefSeq and is a predicted model, not a curated record. Gene Ontology annotation, cellular component: mitochondrion. The transcript has 5 exons. NCBI's taxonomy places the organism in Eukaryota, Metazoa, Chordata, Actinopteri, Syngnathiformes, Syngnathidae. Bases 56 to 685 code for a protein of 209 amino acids.
GCGUAAACUAUGACGUCUGGGGGCGUGUCUCGAAGAGGACAGAAGGGACUCGACCAUGGGAGACAGUUUCCAUGACCAGCUGACAGAGGAUGGCGCCUUCCUCAGAACAGAGAGGAGACUGGACACAGAGCUGGUGGACAAAAUCAUCCUGCAGCUCAACAGAAUCUACCCGCAAGUACUCUCAGACAAGGAGGCCACCAAGUUUCGCAACUUGGAUGUGCCCACGUGCCUCCGCCUAGGCGAGCUCCUGACGCACCUGCAGGCAAAAGGAGAGGAAGCCUGCAGGGAAUUUUACAGGGCUCUUCACCUGCAUGUUGAGGACGUCUAUUACAGCUUGCCAACACGGCUUCGCCUCCGAGAUUCUUUUGAUCCCCUCACAUAUCCAAGUGCCUACAAAGAGAGACAUGUCAUGAACGACAAAAGUAAGAGAAAUACCAUCCAAUGGACGCUAUUCUCAAUUAAAUCACUGUAUGGGUUCAGCAAUGGCAUUCAAAACUGCCUCUUUCUAGGUCCCCUCUUCUUUUUAGGCUGCUUCAGUGUUGCAGUUGGAAUGGCAUUAGUCUAUUACUUUGGUGAAGCCAAAGUGACUGGAGGAAGCGGGGCCCUUGGGAUGGCGGCUUUGGGUUUGAAAAGAAAAGCUCGCGAGAUCCUUGUUUGGUACACAGAAGAAAGCCUCAUGAAGUAAGGAAGAACUGAGUCUCAGUGGGCAUGGGCUUCAGCGAAUCUUCAUUUGAACCAAAGCACAGCACCAUACUUUGCCUUUCAAAAUAAGAUGAACACAUUUUUAUUUAUUACUUUUGGGGUCCAAAAUAGAAAUGAUGGGGAACAUUUGGGUCUACAACUGGCACCUUGCUUAUACUUGCUUACUAGCUAUUUAAUUCGAGGUAGAGGAAUUAUUAAAAUUAACAGGGAUGUGUUACAUUUUCAAAGAUUAUGAAUACAAUAUUCAGUGUUGUUUUUUGUAAUGGAAAGCCCUGCUAUAUAAUGAUAACUAGAUCUGUUAUCUUUGUAUUUCAGAGUAUUUGCCAUGCACUGGUUGUUGGAUGAAAUUAUUUUUGACGUCAGUCAAAAAAAUGCAGUGUGCUGUGCAAACAUAAACAAGCUGGUAGUUGUCGCCCUCGUGUGGUGUAACGAUAGAGUACAAGAACAAUAGUGUUCAGAGAGGGUAAAAAUCGACUCGCGAAGAUAUAUACGGUUAUUUUUUGUAUGUGCUCGAUCAUGUAAUCGGAUGUAAUAACGCAUUAUCAAUUGGUUUCGCUGUUUGGAUUUCAAUUGACAUACUGUUUCACAACGCGUACUCACGUGACUCCCCUAGCCAAUCACUUCCAACGUUGAUGCGCGGUGCCUUAUGGGUCCCAGUCUACAAUUUAGAAAAGCGAAGCAAUACCCGAAUAAAAUCACAUACGCCUUCCAAAUAGUAAGAAGUACAUAAUAAAGACAGAAUCCCUCUGUCGUAACAUCGUAGAAGCAGUGAAUUUGGUUAUGUUGGAACCGUGAGUGUAAAGGGACUGCGUGGUUGUCACUAUAAGUGGCCAUAUUGUUUCUUGCUAUUGUCGUGUUGUAUGAAAGGAGAGAAGGUUAGCACUCCCCUUGACAAGGAUGGAAAUGGCCCUUGUGGCCUGCAACACAUAUAUGGUUAAGGCACUGCCACCUACUUCGUGGCAUCUCUGACCAAGUUUUUUUU